Molecule: messenger RNA, 1419 nt
Organism: Penicillium daleae
Lineage: Eukaryota; Fungi; Ascomycota; Eurotiomycetes; Eurotiales; Aspergillaceae
Exons: 10
Cellular component (GO): Cul4-RING E3 ubiquitin ligase complex
Molecular function (GO): protein binding
Source: RefSeq, a predicted model, not a curated record
AUAUCCGCGAACAUGAACCCCGAAAUUCCUGGCUUCUAUUAUGACCCUGAGAAGAAAAAGUACUUCAAGAUCCAGGCAAACCACGUUGCGCCACCGGAUGCUCAGUAUUCCCAGGAGUCCGUCAAGCGCAAGCGCAAUGAGCACGAGGAACAGGUGAAGCAGGAGCGCGUCAGUCAGCGGAUGGCCCGUGAGACUGUCCGCAAGCCAAGCUUCCUCCAUCACCCACUCGUCGGUGUGGACCGGGAGGUUCAAGCUCACGUUCUCUCUGCUGCUGAGCUUCAAGAUCGGCAGGCAAGUGUCUACAUGAGCCAGUUGAAGCGCAAUAAGCUUCACAAGUUUGAGCCGUGGCCGGGCAAUUGGAACAUCCGUCAUGUGCUGAGGAAUCCUCGCUCGGGUGCCUUGAUUACCACCGGUCUUCAAGGCAGUCAAUCUUCUGUAUCGAUCUGCUUCCCUGAUCAUGACGAAGGCAAAUGGACGUACAACCAGACCAUGGAGCGGGUCCUCUUCAAAGAGCCAUACAGACUAUCCUCCAUCUGCCUUAGCCACACUGGCUAUCUACUAGCAACAAUGGACAGUGGUCCCCAGGGUCACGCCUUCCUGGCUCCGCGGUUGCUUCCAGACCCAGAUGAGGAGGGUGACUACCGCUGGCCGUCUGCAUUAAUCCACCCCAUCCGCAUCCACACUACGCAGACCCUCUGGUGCUCGGCGCCCUGUCCAACCGGUGACAAGGCACUCUUUGCCAUCGGCACCUCGGACGGACUGUACACCCUCGAGGGCCUCGGCAGCCACUGGACGCUCUCGCAGAAGCCCUUCCCCCACCAGCCGAGGAACGAGACUCUCGGCUUCCGUCGAUACGGCAACUCCUCGCACGCGAGCGUGCAGGCGGUCGAGUGGCUCUCCUCGGACGUCAUUGUCUCGGGCCUGCGCAACUCGACCGUCUUCCUGUACGACGUGCGCACCGGCGAUAGUUCGCUGCGGCUGCAGCAUUCGCAGUCGGUCACUAAGAUCCGGAAGGUGGAUCCGUGGCGGAUUGUUGCUGGAGGCCAUAACACUGUUGAAAUGUACGACAUCCGUUUCACAGCCAAGGGCCUCCAACACAAGCCAAAGCCCAUGACCGGCUCUCACAUCUCGAGCCGCCCAUAUCUGUCCUUCGGGGACUUCUCGCCAGAGCAGAUUCCCGAUUUCGAUGUGAGCACGGAGCUGGGACUCCUGGCAUGCGCAGCCGAUGAUAGGAAGAUACGUUUCUUCUCUCUCAACUCUGGCAAGCCUGUCCCCUCGCCGCUCUCGAAGGCCCACUAUAACCGUCCCAUCACGGGUUUGUGCUUCGAGGCAACGGGGGAGAUCAUGAACUCGCAUGGCCCGCAGACGCCCAGCUUGUUGGUUUGUUCCCAGGCUUCGGUAGACCAGUGGGUCUGGUAA